AUGAGUGAAGAACGGUGGGUCUCCCUUACUCCAGAAGAAUUUGACCAACUCCAGAAAUACUCAGAAUAUACUUCCAAGAAGAUAAAGGAUGUCUUGGCUGAGUUUAAUGAGGGUGGGAGCCUCAAACAAUAUGAUCCACAUGAGCCAAUUAGCUAUGAUGUCUUCAAGCUGUUCAUGAGGGCAUACCUGGAGGUGGACCUUCCUCAGCCACUGAGCACGCACCUCUUCCUGGCCUUCAGCCAGAAGCCCAGACAGGAGACCCCUGACCACCCAACGGAGGGGGCCAGCAAUGAGGCCAGUGGCCCAGAUGCCAACAUACAGAAUGUGGAUAAUGGUGCCAAAGCAGAUGAGGCGUGUGCCCCUGAUACAGAAUCAAAGAUCACCGAGAAGCAGGUGCCAGCAAAAGACCAAGUGGCUGCAACCCUCCUGGGAAAUCCUGUUGUUCCAUCUCCAGGCUCAGAAUCCCCUAUAGUGUACCUGAAGGAUGUCGUGUGUUACCUGUCCCUGCUAGAGACGGGGAGACCUCAGGAUAAGCUGGAAUUCAUGUUUCGUCUCUAUGAUUCAGAUGAGAACGGUCUCCUGGACCAGGCGGAGAUGGAUCGUAUUGUCAACCAGAUGCUUCACGUUGCCCAGUAUCUGGAGUGGGAUCCCACGGAGCUGAGGCCUAUACUGAAGGAGAUGUUGCAAGGAAUGGACUACGACCGGGACGGCUUUGUGUCUCUAGAGGAAUGGGUCCACGGAGGGAUGACCACCAUCCCACUGCUGGUCCUGCUGGGCAUGGAUGACUCUGGCUCCAAGGGGGACGGGAGACAUGCCUGGACCAUGAAACACUUCAAGAAACCCACCUACUGCAACUUCUGCCACAUCAUGCUGAUGGGCGUUCGGAAGCAAGGCCUGUGCUGUGUUUAUUGUAAAUACACUGUCCACGAACGCUGUGUAUCCAAAAACAUUCCUGGAUGUGUCAAAACAUACUCAAAAACCAAAAAGGGCGGUGAGGUGAUGCAGCACGCGUGGGUGGAAGGGAACUCUUCUGUCAAGUGUGACCGGUGCCACAAAAGUAUCAAGUGCUACCAGAGCGUCACCGCGCGGCACUGCGUGUGGUGCCGGAUGACGUUUCACCGCAAAUGUGAAUUAUCAACGUUGUGUGAUGGUGGGGAACUGAGAGACCAUAUUUUGCUGCCCACUUCAAUAUGCCCUGUCACCCGGGACAGGCAAGGUGGGAAGUCUGAUGGCAGCGUGUCAGCCAAGGGUGAACUUGUGAUGCAGUAUAAGAUCAUCCCCACCCCGGGUACCCACCCCCUGCUGGUCUUGGUGAACCCCAAGAGUGGAGGGAGACAAGGAGAAAGAAUCCUUCGGAAAUUCCACUAUCUGCUCAACCCCAAACAAGUUUUCAACCUGGACAAUGGGGGGCCCACUCCAGGGUUGAACUUUUUCCGUGAUACUCCAGACUUCCGUGUUUUAGCCUGUGGAGGAGAUGGGACAGUUGGCUGGAUUCUGGAUUGCAUUGAUAAGGCCAACUUCGCAAAGCAUCCACCGGUGGCUGUCCUGCCUCUUGGAACAGGAAAUGACCUGGCCCGCUGUCUCCGCUGGGGAGGAGGUUAUGAAGGGGGCAGCUUGACAAAAAUCCUGAAGGACAUCGAGCAGAGCCCCUUGGUGAUGCUAGACCGCUGGCAUCUGGAAGUCAGCCCCAGAGAAGAGGUGGAGAAUGGGGACCAGGUCCCGUACAACAUCAUGAACAACUAUUUCUCCAUUGGUGUGGAUGCUUCCAUUGCACACAGAUUCCACGUGAUGAGAGAGAAGCACCCUGAAAAAUUCAACAGCAGGAUGAAGAACAAACUGUGGUACUUUGAAUUUGGCACCUCUGAGACCUUUGCGGCCACCUGCAAGAAGCUGCAUGACCACAUAGAGUUGGAGUGUGACGGGGUUGGGGUAGACCUGAGCAACAUCUUCCUUGAAGGCAUUGCCAUUCUCAACAUUCCCAGCAUGUACGGAGGCACCAAUCUCUGGGGAGAAACCAAGAAGAACCGGGCUGUGAUACGGGAAAGCAGGAAAGUCGUCACUGACCCCAAGGAACUGAAAUUCUGCAUCCAAGACCUCAGUGACCAGCUCCUCGAAGUGGUGGGGCUAGAGGGAGCCAUGGAGAUGGGGCAGAUCUACACUGGCCUGAAGAGUGCGGGCAGGAGGCUGGCCCAGUGCUCCUCAGUCACCAUCAGGACAAACAAGUUGCUGCCAAUGCAAGUGGAUGGAGAGCCCUGGAUGCAGCCACCUUGCACAAUUAAAAUUACUCACAAGAAUCAAGCGCCUAUGAUGAUGGGGCCUCCCCAGAAGAGCAGCUUCUUUUCACUGAGGAGGAAGAGCCGUUCAAAAGACUAA
Puma concolor (puma) is the source of this 2373-nucleotide messenger RNA. RefSeq names its product diacylglycerol kinase gamma (gene DGKG). Gene Ontology annotation, cellular component: plasma membrane. NCBI's taxonomy places the organism in Eukaryota, Metazoa, Chordata, Mammalia, Carnivora, Felidae. Gene Ontology annotation, molecular function: ATP-dependent diacylglycerol kinase activity; calcium ion binding. Gene Ontology annotation, biological process: phospholipase C-activating G protein-coupled receptor signaling pathway. The record is from RefSeq and is a predicted model, not a curated record.